This is a messenger RNA of Cylicocyclus nassatus, 318 nucleotides long. The record is from the annotation of a GenBank genome assembly. NCBI's taxonomy places the organism in Eukaryota, Metazoa, Nematoda, Chromadorea, Rhabditida, Strongylidae.
AUGACUGUUGCUGAAUUGAAGGAUAUUCUUGAGGAUAUUGAGGAUGAUGUUGAAAUCAAGGUUGCAAUCCAACCUAAUUAUCCUCUUAGGGCUAGGUUGUCGAAUGUCUGUCGGGAACUUGGAAAGGAUUAUGAGAACAAGGCUCUUUGGUUGGCAGUCUCCAACGGAGUCGGCUAUGGAGUUCCAAGUGAGGCACAUCUCGUGGAACUCGAGCAUUUGAAGAAGACGGAGACCCUAGAAUUUCCAGAUUUCUACGACCACGAAAUCAACGCCAUUCGAGAUGCCCUAAACGAGUGUGCAAUGGACGGCACCGACUAA